AUCAACUAUGAAUGCGAUAUUUCAUUGUGAUGUAUGAAACAUUGAGAUUUAUGAUGCAACAGGACUAUGAGAGUAUCAUACCUACACCAAAUUCAUGGAAAAAUACCAAGAGGAGUUGUCAACGAACCUGAGAGCCUGGAAGAAGUCCAUCCAGGCAGAUCUGGUUGGUAAGUGUCAUACUAAUACUGGAGAAACUGAACAGUUCCUUUUGAAGAGUGAAGAGGCCCUCGAUCGGAUAAUACUCGCAACUGGAUCCGAAAUCAUCGACAAGCAAAGGGCUUAUUAUCGGCAAGAAUACUUCUAUGUUAAUACUGAGUUCAAGUUAUUCUUAGCAAAGUUCAAAGCAUUGAGAUUGCCCAAACUUGAACGUUUGUACAUCUCAAAGAAUCCAAAUGAGUCAAGGAGGAUUUAUAGUAAUUAUUUUAAUCCCAUGAAACACCAGUUGAAAAGUUUAACCUUUGUUUCAAAUACUCCUACUUCAAAGCUUGGAUGGUAUCUACCAUUGAUUGCUCAGGACGCUUUCAAAGCCAAGACUUUGACUUUACUCCGCUAUAUAAUCUCGAUUGCUCAGUUCAAAAGAAUUCUUGUUGCUUGUAACUCAAUCGAGAGCCUUGUGCUGUACAACUGUAGGAUUAAUGGAAACUUUAAUUCUGAGUCUGACUUAUCCCUCUGUAAGCAAGGUCACAAAGGACAAACAACAGACAAGCUCAGUCUGGUAAACUGAGACAUUCAAGACGGUGAAGAGGCUCUCGAGCAUUUCAUAUCCAAACUAAGCCCUGAAACUGAAGUGAAUUUUUAUUCGAGGAACUAGUAAAGCACGAUACAGUUAAUUCA
Moneuplotes crassus is the source of this 834-nucleotide messenger RNA. The record is from the annotation of a GenBank genome assembly. NCBI's taxonomy places the organism in Eukaryota, Ciliophora, Spirotrichea, Euplotida, Euplotidae.